AUGGGGGUGUGUAUGGAGGUUUGGAGGGGCGCGGGAGUGGAAAGGGCAAUGCUCUUGGACUCACAGCUGAUAUUUAACAGCGAUGAAAGGAAUAGAAAAGCCAGUAGCAAAGAAAAUGGCUACUUUAGCAGCAAAUGCCUUUUUAUUGCGGGUUUGAACGGGCCACAAGGGCAGUUUGACGAGCAACGGUACGUCCCAACAUAUCCGUCCGUUGGUGUGGUCGAGAUCAAGAGUUGA
Acaulospora colombiana is the source of this 237-nucleotide messenger RNA. The record is from the annotation of a GenBank genome assembly. Lineage: Eukaryota; Fungi; Glomeromycota; Glomeromycetes; Diversisporales; Acaulosporaceae.